UCAAUAGGAGACAGCAUGUGUGUGGGAUGUCCUAACUCCUGAAAGCUUCUUUGUCAUAAUCAACAAAGCUGCAGUGUAGAUUUUGCUAUUCAAUAGCUACUUUGCUUAGUUUGCUGCUAGCAAUACCAGCUGACUGUGUAUCAUCAAUAAUAAUAGUAUAAUAGUAAAAUGGAUGGAUUUCACUCUGGCUGGUUCUUUGAGAAUGAAGAUGGGAUGACAGUGGCAAUAGAAGUAGAUGAAAUACUAUGCGAAGAGAAAACCAAAUAUAAUGACAUUAAAAUCUUCAAAAGCACUAAAUUUGGUAAUGUAUUGGUCCUGGAUGGUGUCAUACAGUGCACUGAUAGAGAUGAAUUUGCAUAUCAUGAAAUGAUGGCUCACUUACCAUUGUUCUCUCAUCCAAAUCCAAAAAAAGUCCUUAUAAUAGGAGGUGGAGAUGGUGGUGUUUUGAAGGAGGUUAACAAGCACUCAAGUAUAGAGGAGAUUCAUGUAUGCAUCAAUGAUGAGCGUUUAAUUGAACUUGCAAAGCAAUACUUGCCAAAACUUUCUGUGGGCUAUAAGUCAUCGAAAGUUGCUGUUAAUAUUGAAGAUAAUGUGGAGCAAUUUCUUGAGAAAAAUACGCAAAGUUAUGAUGUUGUCAUAGUUGAUAGCAUAGGAGGUCAUAAUAAUGAGAUCUUGAAGAAACCUUUUUAUGAAAAGUUAAACAAAUCAUUGAAGAACAAUAAUGGGAUUGUAUGUGCAUUUGCUGGUUGUGUAUGGACUGAUGCCGGGCAUAUAAAAGAGUUAAAAAACACAUUUCACUCAAUAUUUCCUUCUGUUUGCUAUGCAUUUGGUCUAGUAGUAUCUUGCUUUGUUGGAGGUCAGGUUGGAUUCUUGUUGGGCAGCAAAGAAAAGGAGACAAACUUUGAAGAGCCACCUCGAGUAAUAAAGGAAGAAGAUGUAAAAGAGAUGAAUUUGAAGUUUUAUAAUAAGGAAACUCAUGAGGCAUGUUUUGUCUUGCCUCAAUUCAUUAAAGAAGAGCUUCAAAACUAAUUAUUAUUUCUUUAUUGUACCACUAUCUGAAUUCUUUUGAAUUGUUGAGUCUAAAUAGUUACAA
Messenger RNA from Amphimedon queenslandica, 1093 nucleotides. Its product is annotated as spermidine synthase-like. The record is from RefSeq and is a predicted model, not a curated record. The coding region runs from base 169 to 1029 and encodes 286 amino acids. Gene Ontology annotation, biological process: spermidine biosynthetic process. Gene Ontology annotation, molecular function: spermidine synthase activity. Lineage: Eukaryota; Metazoa; Porifera; Demospongiae; Haplosclerida; Niphatidae. The transcript has 7 exons. Gene Ontology annotation, cellular component: cytosol.